This is a messenger RNA of Aureobasidium melanogenum CBS 110374, 3432 nucleotides long. RefSeq lists its product as uncharacterized. The record is from RefSeq and is a predicted model, not a curated record. Gene Ontology annotation, biological process: transcytosis; intracellular protein transport; endoplasmic reticulum to Golgi vesicle-mediated transport. Bases 1 to 3432 code for a protein of 1143 amino acids. The transcript is spliced from 2 exons. Gene Ontology annotation, cellular component: endoplasmic reticulum; Golgi membrane; cytoplasm. Lineage: Eukaryota; Fungi; Ascomycota; Dothideomycetes; Dothideales; Saccotheciaceae.
AUGUUGAAGGCGCCAAUCAAGCAAACAGCCGGCGACACUAUCGCAACCCUGUCGUCGCGCCUGUCGUCGGCCACUCUCCUCGAAGACAGACGCGCUGCCAUCCUCGGUCUCCGCUCCUUUGCCAAACAAUAUCCCGCUUCCGUCGCCAGUGGUUCCCUCCGCGAUCUGAUUGCUGUCCUUCGCACCGAUGGUCUGGGUCUGACAAGAGAUGGAGAGGGAGAUGUCGACACGGUGCGCCUGGUCCUCGAGACACUGCUCAUGCUGUUCGAGCCCGACCGUGAGAGUGCCGAGGCCAGUGAGGACAUUGCUCUGUGGUUGGCCGACGAGUUCAGUCAGCGUCAAGACAACAUCACCAUUCUGCUAGACCUGCUCGACCAACCCGACUACUACGCUCGCAUCUACUCAAUCCAACUUCUUACCGCCAUCUCGACUUCCAGGCCUGAGAGAACUCAAGAGUGUAUCCUCCAAGCCCCUCUUGGAACUGCCAGACUGGUCGGUGUCCUGGACGACGGAAGAGACGCUGUGCGAAAUGCUGCCCUGCUGCUGCUGGUCGAUCUGACCAAUGUCUCGCAAACAGAGCUGCAGAAGCUCAUUGCCUUCGAAGACGCUUUCCAACGCACCUUCAACCUCAUUCAGUCCGAGGGCGGUCUCGCAGAAGGCGGCAUCGUAGCUCAGGAUUGUCUCUCCUUGCUUGCCAACCUCAUCCGUCACAGCCACUCGAAUCAGGCCUUGUUCCGCGAAUCUGGCUGUGUUCCGCGCUUGAUAGAGUUGAUCAAGCAGGCUUCGACUGUGCCUGACGAUGAGAACGACUUCAGCCGUAGCGAUCGUGAGAAGAACGCCUGGGGUCUGCUUGCUGUCUUGCGCCUCUUCCUCGAGCGAGGUGAGUUGGGUACCAAGCAGAACCAGGAUGUCUUCUGGCGUAGUGGCGUGCUACACCUCGUCUUGACUCUGGCAUUCGAUGAGAGAGCUGCUCCGCACAUUCGCAUGAACGCUCUCAAGACUUGCGCCGAUGCCAUUAUCUACAACUCUCCGUUGCAGGAGGCUUUUGCUUCGUUCCAAGUACCUGUCACUGCAGAAGCCCCUGCUCCCGUAAAUGGUGUUGCCGCCAAAGUUCAGCCCAAGGUCAUGUAUGUCAUCGAGGCUCUGCUCAAUCUCGUGCUUUCCGCUUCGCCCUCUCGUACUAUUGACCUGCGAUCCGCGGCCUGUUCCCUGAUCAAGGCCUACUUCCAUGGUCACGAUCGGAUCAAGCUCCACUUCCUUCAGCGAGCUAUUGCUGGGUAUACUGAAGGCGAGGAAGAGGAUAUCAACAUUCUCAGCACACUCUUGAAUGGUCCUCAGCUCGGUCCCGCCACUCCCGAUCCACCUCGCUUUGUCUUUGCCAGUGACAUCACAUGCCAGCUUCUGUUCAACUUGCAAGAUGCCAAAUCAAUGCUCAUGAGCGUCUCUGAAGGUGAUGCUGACAAGGGUGAAGAUGUCAUCACGGCCAUUCAAACUCUCUCUGGCCACCUUCUCUCAUCUUUGCAAAACGACCUUGACCCUCAGAUUUCUGUUUCAUACCUGAACUUACUCAUAACUUUCCUUUUCGACGAACCCUCAGCUGUCAACGACUGCUUAGCCGAAGGUUCUUCUCUUAUGGGCGUUUUGAUCGAUAAUGCUCUUCUUACUGCAAACUCGCAAGUUGCUGCUGAUCCUAUAAAAUCCCUAUUACCUGGUCUCUCGGCUAUCUUGCUUGGAACGAUCUACGAGUUCAGUACCAAAGACAGCCCCAUCCCUCGACGAACACUUCAUCCUCUCUUGACCUCCAAACUUGGUCGGCAAAAAUACUUCGAUGCUCUGUUGCAAUUCCGUCAAAAUCCCAUCAUUCGCGACUCCGAGUUCCUUGCCCCUGAGAUCGAGGGCGCUGCUAUCCUCUUUGGUGACGAGUUUGUUGACUGGUUCAAGGAUGAGUAUGGUCGUCUCAAGCGAGUAAUAGAUCGCGAACCUGGAAUUGAGGUCGUUCGUCCUUCGGACGUUGGCGUGGAUCGUGACGUUCUGGAUGACUUACGGGAGAAGAUCAAAGCUCGUGAUGAAAAACUACAACAGAUCGAGCAAGACGACCUGGCUGCUAAGCAGAAAUCAGACCAAGCCGAAGCAGAGCAUCGCCAUCAAAUACAGAGCUUGCAAUCAUCGCAGCGAUCCAUGGAAGCCGAGGUCGAACGCGUCAAGCGUAUUAAUGAAGCCCUGCAACGCGAUCAUGACGUUGAGCUUCAACGAGUAUCUGGCGAACUACGGAGUCAACUUGCCCAAUUCCAACUCGAAAGCCGCAACAACCUUCAAACACUCCGCGAUCAGCACAAACAGGAGCUAGAACGGUUGAAGGGUCAGCACGGUGCUACUCUAGCCAGCGAGCGAUCGCUAUGGGAAGACAAGGCACGCAAAGCUGCCGAACAAGCCACUCGCGACCAGAGAGGAGCUGUAGAUAAGGCUGCAGAAGAACAUCGAAAAGCUACCGAGCAGACUGCAGAGGAGCAACGCAUGCGCGCCGAUCAAGUCGCUUCUGAGCAUCGCAAGACCCUUGAUGAUCUCAAUGCUAUCGUACAACAGAAGGACAAGACAAUCAAAGACCACGAGGCUACCAUCUCUGAUCAUGCCCGCAGCGAGAAGAUUCUCAAGCAAGAACAUUCUGCCACAACAGCCACCCUCGAAAAGCUUCGUUCAGAGUUUGAUACAACCAAGUCUGACAAGGCCAAGCUGGAAAAAGAACUCGAGACAACGAAGACGCUGCAGAAGGAUCUCCAACAAGUCAACACGAAAGCCAUGGCUCGUGUCAAGACCCUCGAGGAAGAAGCCAAAGCCCGAGAAACCAAGAUCCAAACGCUCAACUCGGAAAUCUCUUCCCUGCAAUCCGAUCUCGAAGCCAAGCAACAGAAGAUCUCUGAACUCGAACAAGAAGUCUCAGGUCUCAAGUUGGAACUUGAAGGCGAAAGAAAGGGAUACAAUGACCUCGAAACCGAACUCAACGAUCUCAAGACCGCACACAGCAAGCUCGAGACCUCGAACAAGGACUUUGAAACCCAAAUCGCCGAACUCAAAUCAAAAUCUACACCUCCCGAUUCUUCAGACAAGCUCAAAGCAUUGGAAAAGGAACUGGCAGAUACCAAGAAGAAACUCACUGCCGCCUCCAACGACUCCAAGAACAAGAAAGCUUCCAACAAUGACACCACAGCAAAAUUGGAGAAACAAGUAGAAGCACAGAAAAAGGAAAUUGAAAAGGAAAAGGAAGAAGCAAGCAAAGCGAGAACCGAACUCGAAGAUAUGUUGAUGGUGCUCGCGGAUCUUGAAGAAAAGACCAAGGGCUACAGAGAAAAGUUGAGGAAGCAUGGAGAGGAGGUUAGCGAGGAUGAGGAUGAUGACGACGAAGAUGAAGAUGAUGACGAUGAGGAAGAGGAGUAG